Molecule: messenger RNA, 1431 nt
Organism: Fukomys damarensis (Damara mole-rat)
Lineage: Eukaryota; Metazoa; Chordata; Mammalia; Rodentia; Bathyergidae
Gene: Sc5d
Product: sterol-C5-desaturase
Exons: 6
Coding region: 299-1195 (298 amino acids)
Molecular function (GO): oxidoreductase activity; iron ion binding
Source: RefSeq, a predicted model, not a curated record
CCUCCAGUUUUAGAUGACUAGAAGGGAGUAGGAUGUUAUUACUUUACCAUCGUAAAAAGAAAACUGCUGUGUCCUGACAAAUUUUCAAGGUGGUGUAGAUGAAAACGUUGCCUCCAUAGAGAAAGUUACCGAACUGAAAAGUCUGUAUCAACCUGGUAUUGUUAACCGGAACCCAUAUAAGUGGUCAUCUUUAUAUCACUGUCAUCCCUUUUUCAGUUACCUAUGGAUCAGCCCUCAGACUCAUUUGAUGUCAAAUUCUAAUUGACUGAAGAGCCCCGUACACCUACCAGAGUCGAAGAUGGACUAUGUUCUCAGUGGCACAGAUUAUUAUUUUUUUACACCAUAUGUAUAUCCAUCCACAUGGCCAGAGGAUGACAUAUUUCGACAAACUAUUAGUCUCCUGAUUGUAACAAACCUUGGUGCUUUUGUCCUUUAUUUCUUCUGUGCAACACUGAGCUAUUAUUUUAUCUAUGACCAUUCAUUAAUGAAACAUCCACAAUUUUUAGAGAAUCAAGUCUAUCGAGAGAUUAAAUUCACCAUCCAGUCAAUGCCAUGGAUCAGUAUUCCUACUGUUGCAUUGUUCCUGUUAGAGGUGAGAGGUUACAGCAAAUUAUAUGACGACAUAGAGUUUCCCCAUGGCUGGUUACAACUCAUUGUUAGUAUAAUAUCCUUCCUCUUUUUCACCGACAUGCUGAUCUAUUGGAUUCACAGAGGCCUUCAUCAUAAACUUGUAUACAAGCGCAUACAUAAACCUCAUCAUAUGUGGAAGGUUACUACUCCAUUUGCAAGUCAUGCUUUUCACCCACUGGAUGGCUUUCUUCAGAGUCUACCUUACCAUAUAUACCCUUUUGUUUUUCCAUUACACAAGUUGGUUUACUUAGGUCUGUACAUCUUUGUUAAUGUUUGGACAAUUUCCAUUCAUGAUGGUGAUUUUCGUGUCCCUCGGAUGUUUAGGCCAUUUAUUAAUGGCUCAGCUCAUCAUACAGACCACCACCUGUUCUUUGACUAUAACUAUGGACAGUACUUCACAUUGUGGGACAGAAUUGGAGGCUCAUUCAAAAAUCCUUCUUCCUUUGAGGGGAAGGGACCACAUAGUUAUGUGAAGAAUAUGACAGAACAGAAGUGCAAUAGCCCUUCAGAAAACGGUUAUAAAAAUGAAAAAUUAGGCAAUGGAGAGCUUAAAAAGAUAGAGUAGAUUAUUGCCCAAAUCUUAGUUAUUUUUAAUAAGGAGAAAUAAUUGAUACCCAGUGAAGAUACAUGGCAAUAUGUGGCAUCACUUGAUAAUCAGCAUUGUGCACACUGCUGAGUAACAUUGUGGUAAAUCAAAGGAAGAUGCCGAGAACACCAAGAUUCUAAUACCAUGUUUCAAAUACUGAGUGCUGGUCCAAGGACAGUUUGUAUCUUUCCGACCAGCAGAUCUAUUGUUUUUAU